CAAGCUGAAUGAAUUGGCUUUUGAACUUUUAGGCUCAACACAAAAUAGCUGACUCUACCAUGAAGCUGACGGCUGUUGUUCUGCUCGUCACUCUGGCAUUUUGCUGCUUCUUUGGCACAGUUUCUGCUCGUGAGAUUCUCCCUGGUUUUCUAAAUACACUUCUUGAAGGCACACUUGAACAACUUUAUGCUGGGCCAAUUUCCCAAUACAGGAUUGAUGAUGUGACUAAAGCUGCUUUAGCUGCACUGAAGAAAUGCAUUGAGUCUCUCUCUCAGGAACAUACAAAGGCUCUUGUCAAGCUGCUGAAAAUGAUUCGGUCAGAAGCCUAAGUGACAAAGUCUUUCCUUGGAAUUCAGCUCUGAUAACACAAAAUGCUGACUGCCAAUUGCCAGUAUCCAGCCACUGAACCAACAAUGUUCCAGAAAUUUGAGGAACCUAGAAUAAUUGCUUGCAUGUUGCUGAAAGCAAAGGCUGCCUUCUUCCUACAUUCUAAGUACAGUUUCUUCAAAGACAACUAUGUUCUGUAGAAACCACAGAUGACGUUUCCAAACAAUUUUUAUUCAUAGAUUCAUUGCAAGGCUGGAAGGGACCUCAGAAGAUAAUCAAGU
Molecule: messenger RNA, 608 nt
Organism: Alligator sinensis (Chinese alligator)
Lineage: Eukaryota; Metazoa; Chordata; Crocodylia; Alligatoridae
Gene: SCGB1C1
Product: secretoglobin family 1C member 1
Exons: 3
Coding region: 60-329 (89 amino acids)
Source: RefSeq, a predicted model, not a curated record